GUUCACCUCCUUUUUUUAAAAAAUAUCACUAACCUGAACACGCACUAAAUUUGGAAAAAUAUGGCCGUGGGUUCGUAGGUUUCGACCAAAUCGUACACAACCAAUAGUUUGUUCAAGUGCGUUCCUCCAACUAGCUGCCUGGUGAUCGACCCACGCAUUUUAUUGAGUAUAUAUAUCAACCGUAUCUUACUGGAAGUAGCAGUAGUUCGUGCGGCAGUUAAUUCGACAACAUGACUUCGAGCCAUAGUCGGUUUCUUCUCCAGGUUCUCUGUCUGGCGUUUGUUGUGACUGCCAGCCUUGCUAAGGCCAUGGCAAUCGACGAAUCCCACUCAGACCCGACGCGCAUUAGUGAUAGAAAUGACGAAGAUGUCGAUGAAAUCAUUGGUGGUUGGACUGUCGCAAGAGGCUCCCAUUCGUACAUGGUUCGACUACUUCCAAUUGGCUGCGGAGGAACUGUAAUCAGUGAUCGUCACAUUCUCACUGCAGCUCAUUGCGUUGUUGGCCAAGCCAAAAUGGAUGUCUAUUUGGGCGUUUAUACGGUAUCGCCGAUGGAUAGCAAUCACAUCUAUCGGAGCGUUGAAAGCAAAGACAUUCGAAUACACAGCGAAUAUUACGAACCAACACUUCAAAACGACAUUGCCAUUCUUCGGAUUGACCCACCCCUUUGUCCGGUUAAUGAGUUAAAUCGCAUUGCUAUAGCGGCACUGCCUCCGCAAGGAAGUACGUCGACAUACGAAAAUCGGUGGGGACAAGCAGUCGGUUGGGGUUUUGUUUCCAAUGUUGGGCCCGGAUCGCCUGACCUAAAAGCGACUCACUUAUUGGUGCAGUACAAAGGAACAUGCGAAUCCAAAUUCGGCUGGUACAAUCAUCAAAAUCAACUGUGCACAUUCCGCCAAGAUCAAGGCGUUUGCAGGGGAGACAGUGGUGGCCCAAUUUUAGUUAAUGGCGUCCAAGUUGGAAUUGUUAGUGGCGGUUCGACUAUUGCAGGAUGCACCUUCGGAGGCGUCUUUACUCGGGUAUCUACCUAUGUUAACAACGGAUGGAUUCAAGAAAAUAUGGUCUAACUUUGUAUCUGACUUUCAUACGAAUAGCCCGAGACUUCAAUCAAUCAUGGUUGCACGUCACAAAAUAUGCUUAGACUUGUACGUGAUGGCACAAUUAUAAUCAGCAGCAAACUAGA
Daphnia magna is the source of this 1180-nucleotide messenger RNA. Its product is annotated as chymotrypsin-2. Gene Ontology annotation, biological process: proteolysis. The record is from RefSeq and is a predicted model, not a curated record. The transcript has 8 exons. Gene Ontology annotation, molecular function: serine-type endopeptidase activity. Lineage: Eukaryota; Metazoa; Arthropoda; Branchiopoda; Diplostraca; Daphniidae. Bases 231 to 1064 code for a protein of 277 amino acids.